Nestor notabilis (Kea) is the source of this 2922-nucleotide messenger RNA. It is a transcript of the gene ARHGAP11A, whose product is annotated as Rho GTPase activating protein 11A. Bases 349 to 2922 code for a protein of 857 amino acids. The record is from RefSeq and is a predicted model, not a curated record. Gene Ontology annotation, biological process: signal transduction. The transcript is spliced from 11 exons. NCBI's taxonomy places the organism in Eukaryota, Metazoa, Chordata, Aves, Psittaciformes, Psittacidae.
AUCUUUGGAAUAUCUUUUCAUGCGUUACCGCAAUCACUUGUGCCAGAAUAUGGUCAUAUUCCAAGCUUUCUUGUUGAUUCUUGUAAAUAUUUGGAAGAACAUGUUCAGACCGAGGGACUCUUCAGAAAGUCUGGAUCUCUUGUUCGUUUAAAAGCUUUAAAGAGUAAACUGGAUCAAGGUGAAAACUGCCUCUCAGCUGCACUACCAUGUGAUGUUGCAGGACUUCUUAAACAGUUCUUUAGAGAGCUGCCAGAACCCAUCCUUCCACCUCACCUGCAGGAAGGCCUUUUCAAAGCUCAGCAGCUAGGAAAUGAGAAGAAAACUGCAACUGUGUUGCUGUCAUGUUUGAUGGCUGACAGAACAAUUGAAGCUUUGAGAUACUUUUUCAACUUUCUGAGAGCUGUGUCUCUAAGAUCAAAUGAAAACAGAAUGGAUAGCAGUAAUCUGGCAGUGAUUUUUGCUCCCAAUCUCUUGCACUCGAAUGAAAAUGAAAAGAUGUCAGCCAGUACAGGAAAAAAAAUUCGCUUGCAAGCUGGUGUUGUGCAAACACUUAUUGACCACGCAGCAGAAAUUGGACAAGUACCAGAAUUCAUCUUGGAAAAGAUUCCUGCAAUGUUAGGUGUUGAUGCCUUUCAAUCUACUCCCUCACUGUGGGGCCAUGAAGACGGUGAAAAUGAAUCUCCUAAUGAAUGCAAGAAGAGGAGGCACCAAAGUGUUGGGGAUAUUGUUAGUGGAGCAUUGAAUAAAUUUAAAUCUAACAGAACACCUUCCACUACACCGCAACAAGACAGCAGCGUCCUUUCGUCCGUGACUCCGCUGGUUCUUACUCCAAGUACCAAACGUAAACUUCCAGCUGAUUGCUCUCAGGGCUUGUCCAGCAAGAAGAGACGAUCUUUAAAGCAUAGUUUUGCUUUUGAGUUGUUACCAAGUAGUAUUUUCACCAGCAGCUCAACACCAGCGUCAGUUCAUUUUGAAGCAAGCCCUUGUGUGUGUCUUGAGUCAUCACAAACCUCACUGUCUCCUUCAACUGCUGGUGAAAAUCAUUUGUCUAGUACAGGGAACAGAAGAAGUAAAAGACAUGCAAGCAAAAAAUUAUACAGGGCUGAAUCAGGAAAGACAGGUUGUUUUUCUCCAAAGAUUAGCCGAAAAGAAAUGGUUCGUAGGUCGUUACGCUUGAAGUUUGGUUUGGGAAAAAGCAACAGGGAAAUGAAUAUUGUAUCAGGAUGUGCAGUUGGUAAUAGAUCUGAAAAUAUUGGAAGGCGUCUUGCAAGUCAACAAGGUUUGGAAAGCAGAACUGAAUUUGCGAAAAAAGAUGUGCUCUUCAGCCCGUGUGUCAGUGAAAAAUUCCCUAAGAAAGGUUCAAAGACUGUGAGCAAGUCAGAAGAAAACUUGCUAACUCCAAAAUGUCACAAUAAAGUAGUUCAUCGAAUGUCAUGGAAUAGUCCUACUGUUGCAGAUUCUCAGUUGAUCAGCCAAAAUGAGGGGAUUCUGCCAGGACACCCUAAAACGGGAAUCAGUUCUUCAGAAUCUGUUUUGAUAUUUGGAAAGCCACCAGUAAUUCCAGGUGAAUUCAAAUCCACAGCUGCAAGCAAACAAGACAACAGCUUGCAACUUUGUGAAGAGGAAAGUAAUCUGACUGCAGAAACAUUGCUGAAAGUUAAGCAAGCUUUCUCUGCAUCUGGAAGUAAUCUUCACAAUUUGAGAGGUGAUACAAAGUCUUCCUUUUCAGAUGUAGCAGAUGAAACAUUAAAGGAAACCUUGUGUGUCAGUGGGAUCAGUCCAAAGAAAGAAUUGUUAGCUGAAGAAGUUUCUCAACAUCUAGCAAAUACAAAAUCCAGAGAGCUGUCAUACCAAUUUAAUCAAUCUUAUGCUGUUGAUAAACAGCAAUCAAAAAAAGAUGAAAUUAAACUUUUGGAGAAAAAAAACUUCAAAACUUCUAUUGAGAUUGAACUUCAGGCCCUGAAGCCAGAUAUAAAAAAUGUAACAGAACUUCCGCAAGUACUUGCCAGGGAACAUAAGCUGGCUGUUCAGAACAGUUCAUCAAAAGAUGACUUAAACAAAUUAGAUACCUUUGGAAGAAAAGAGGAAAUAGAAUUAACGCACUCACAAACAGCUGAAAACUCUAUGGUAAAAUGCUGUAAUGUGGAAGAAGGUACUGCUAAACUUCCUGUGGCUGGACAGCUUCCUACUUCACAGUUGCCCAAAUCCCAAAAUGAAGUUGGCAAACAAUACUUGCAAGCUGAAAAUUCUGAUAAAACUUUAACUAAACCAUCAAUUGUUUCUGACCAUGGAAAGGUUUCUGACCACAUACAAUGGUUUAACAAGCUUUCAUUAAAUGAUCUGAGUUCUGUAAGCAAAACUAAACCACCUCUUAAGUUUCAACGUACUCCUGUUAGACAGUCUGUAAGAAGAAUUAAUUCCUUAUUGGAGGCUAACAGACGAUCUGUAAGCACUCAGCUUCUUAAAGUGAGUGAUGUUGGUUCACCACUUGUUAAAUCUUUGAGCUAUGAUUCUGCACUAUUGUCCUGCACAGACAAGCCCUCAAAAAGUUCUGUGGCUUUGCCACUCAGGAGUGAAAGUACAUAUGACCAAGUUUGUGUAUCUCAUAAGCAGCUAGACUUACCAUCCAAAUCAUGUGUCAGGCUGUUAAAUCCGUCAGACAAACCUGAUGUUUCUGUCAGAACUGCUGGAAUCCACGAACAGAAAGUGACUGUUCAUUCAUCAAAGUCUGUUCUAGAAGAUCUAACCAAUCACAAAAUGGUGAAAUCCAAUUUAAAAGUUAAUGUAAAUAUAAAUAUUCCAGAAAAAUCUACAAUUGGAAGAGGUGCUCCGGGAAAAGAAAGAGUUUGUUAUAGAGGCUCUCCAAAGAAUCCAAUAUCUAAAGUGAAACUGCUACCAGCUGCGAAACCUGUAGACUUAUAA